Phialemonium atrogriseum is the source of this 681-nucleotide messenger RNA. RefSeq lists its product as uncharacterized. The coding region runs from base 124 to 432 and encodes 102 amino acids. NCBI's taxonomy places the organism in Eukaryota, Fungi, Ascomycota, Sordariomycetes, Cephalothecales, Cephalothecaceae. The record is from RefSeq and is a predicted model, not a curated record. The transcript has 2 exons.
GGGAGGAGGAGGGACCGGGAGCUCGGCUCGGGCGACUGCCCCAUCUGCUUUGGCGAGCUGGAUACCCGCCGCAGAGGCUAUGGCUAGGAGAUCGUCUGGUGCCAGGCUGCGUGCGGGCAGAACAUGCACGAGGAGUGCUUCGAGAUGUGGUCGGUGACGAAGCGCAAGCAGGAGGGCGGCGGUUGUGCUGCCGGGUCCGAGGUGACGUGCCCGCUCUGCACGAGCGUCUGGCAGGGCGACGAGUGUUUGGUCAGCAAGAUCAAGAGGAAGGGGAAGGUUGGCGCUGGGGGAGACGUCAAUAUCGCCGACCAGCUUGAUGGUAGCUCCGAGAGAGAUAGUAGCCCCGAGAGAGAUACGACCUCGUAUUCCCGGUUGUUGUAUAUGUAUAAGGUUGGUCGGCGACGCCGGCGACGCCGGCGAAGUGGCUAUUAGGAUUGCGGCUCCGAUGAAGAAUGGUGAGCUCAGCCGAGCAAUGGUUUCUGCUCACUGUGCGUCUCGAAAUUUGGCUCAAGAGACCGGGUGGUCGCAAGGGAAAGUGUGGGAACUCUGGCUUGCUGCUUGAUUUUUGGGGAGUUCCUGCAGUGUGUGAUGGAUGGCGUUGCUGUCUUUGGUCCCGGCACUUGGAUUCUGCUCCUUCACUGCAAAGAUACCUACUAAUUAGGUACUAAUUUGAUUACCCUG